AUCUUCUUGGGCUUGGGUGGACUCUCGUUUUUCUUUGUAUCCAAUAAAACGACGUAGUUUUGGUCAUUCGAUAAAACCUUGAGCUAACCUUAGCAUCCAGCCCCUUCCUCGUCUCUUCAUUUUUGCUCUCCUCCUCUUCUCCCAUUAACGCUAGCAGCCACCCACUCUGUCCCCGGGGCCGUCGCCUUCGUCCUCCUAGGCCUUUCCGCCGACGGCUCCCUCUUUCCAUCUCUUUGCUCUUUUCUUCUCUUCCCCUUCCUCCUGCCGACAGUCCCUCUCUUUCUAAAUAAGCCUAGCCACCGUUCUUCUCGGGCUCUGUCACUCUUAAAACUAUAUAAAUACCUCGAAAUCUAUUUUGUCCGUAUCACCCACCUCUCUCUCUCCAAAAAAAAAACAUAUUUUUCUAAUAAUUAUUAUAUCAAGUAAUUUUAAUUCAAUAAUUCUCAUUUAAGUUUAGUUUUGUCUGUAUUGUUUAUGCAUUCAUGUUACUUUCUUCUGCAAUAACUGAUCUGAAACAUAAAUAAUAUUUGCUGAAUUAAAUCUGGAAUUGGGGUUUAGGGUAUAUAAAAUGUGUUUUUUGAUUUGGGUGUUUUUAAUUUGUCCAAAAGGUGUUAGAUUUAACUUUUAUGGGUGUUUAUUAUUCGUGAUUUUGAAGGGAUUUCAUAGAUUCUAGCAUUAUGUGUUAUUGGGAGCUAAAGACUUUUUUUUGGAGUGGUUUUUACUUUGUUUCCUUGCAAAGAUUUUAUGCAGGGGAUGAGUUGGAGUCAAGAAAUGUUGGGAAAGCAGUUAUUAUACAAACACUGACAGUGAAAUGGGAAGGAAAAUGGAAUGGGCAGCUAGGGAGAAGCACAUGGGAGGAAUACCAAGGAAGAUAGUGUUCCUGGCGGUGGGGUCGGUCGCAAAGGCAGUAACCUCUCUUCUCAACACCUCCUCCAUUCAUAAUGCCGAUACCCUCAUUCGUCUUGUCCGCUCUCGACCUCCUGGCAUACCACUUCUCACCGUUAGCAAUCACAUGUCUACCUUGGAUGAUCCACUUCUUUGGGGAUUCAAGGGUUUCCCCUCCUUGGAUGCAAAAUUGGCACGCUGGGUACUUGCUGCAGAAGACAUUUGUUUCAAAAAUUUUCUCCUUACUUAUUUUUUUAGACUUGGUAAAUGCAUACCUAUUACAAGGGGUGCGGGAAUUUAUCAGGAACACAUGAAUGAAGCUCUUGAGUGCUUAAACAAUGGAGCCUGGCUACAUACAUUUCCUGAAGGUAAAGUUUCACAAGAAGAUGCACCUAUAAGACGAUUAAAAUGGGGAACUGCUAGUCUAAUUGUUCGUGCUCAUGUGACUCCAAUAGUUCUUCCCAUUGUUCAUUGUGGUUUUGAAGAGGUGAUGCCAGAAAAAUUUUUUCUUGACAGAAGGCCUCCAUUUCCAUUAUGCAAUAAAAAUAUCAAAAUUAUCAUUGGUGAGCCACUAGAAUUCGAUAUUCCUAGAAUGAGGCAGACGGCAAUUUCCAUAUCUCGUGAUCUAUCAUGUACUUAUCGAGGAUGGCCUAUUAUCUCCCCUUAUGGAUUGGAUGAAGCAGCACAGAGAUGCCUAUACUCAACUAUUUCAGAGCAAAUACAAACUGCCAUGGAGGGUUUGCGAAAUGCUGGUAAAAGUUUCUUAAAGUAGGUUAUUUAAACCUUAUUUAAUGUUGAGGAUAAAAGAAUAAAAUGCUUAUUGAGUCUCUGUUUUAACGUUUUAAGUACACUCGCAUGCGUCCAGUUUUGUAUUAAGGAAACGCACUUAGCUGGAAACCAUGUUCAAGUCGUGGUUUUGAAAACAUAUACUUUAAAAUGAAUUAAUAACUAUGCAAGUGCAAUCAGCUUGGACGUUUCAAAAACGUUCCUUUGAAAACUCUCAAGUCCGGUUUUGAAUUUGAAGGUUAUUCUAAUAUUAUUUGUUAAGGUGAUAUUUAAGCAAAAAAAUAGUCAUUAAUGUA
This is a messenger RNA of Theobroma umbraticum, 1967 nucleotides long. RefSeq names its product Phospholipid/glycerol acyltransferase family protein. Gene Ontology annotation, biological process: phospholipid metabolic process. The record is from RefSeq and is a predicted model, not a curated record. Lineage: Eukaryota; Viridiplantae; Streptophyta; Magnoliopsida; Malvales; Malvaceae.